UAUUUUCAAUGGGCGUUGUUUUUGUUGAAAUUUUUCAUACUUUUCCAAUUUUUUCCCCGGAAUUAAUUAAUUAUUAAAAUAAUAAUCUGUUUACCGAGUACGAAUUCUCUUAGUACGUUGCUAUUUCUACGAUUAGAUGUAAAAGUUUAUUUUAUAUUACGUGAUUACAUUCUUGAAUUUGAAGUCGUUGACGUUUCAUUCAGCUCUAGCUGUGUUUGCGAGUAAUUUUGCAUAUCGCCAAGAACCACGCCUCUUCAGGUGAAUUAAUUUGAUUAGAAAAAUGUCACGAUCGAAAAUUGUCAGCGUUGUUAAAGAACCAAAUAAACCAUUGGGUUUGACUGUAGAACAAGACGAAAAUGGCAAUUUGAUCGUGGCCCGAAUAUUGGCUGGGAGUGCGAUAGAAGUAUCCAAGGUUUUACAUCCUGGCGAUGUGAUCCUCGAAGUGAACGAAGUUAAUGUAAUAACUCCUGAAGAUUUGAUGCACGAGGUGUCCCAAAGCAAGAAUACCAUUAAGUUUAGAAUUGCUCCAACUGGCGAAGCUGAUCACGGAUUUAAACCUCAAAAAUGCCACAUGAGAGCUCUAUUUCAUUACAAUCCUGCCGAAGACUCGUUAAUACCGUGCCCGGAAUUAGGACUGGAAUUCAAAAGCGGAGAUAUUUUACAAAUUUUAGAUCAAACAGAUCCUAUUUGGUGGCAAGCUAGGAAGGUUGAUGAUGAUAGUGGUCGUAUUGGAUUAAUCCCCUCUCCCGAUCUGGAAGAAAGACGAAAGGCGUACGUGCCUCCGGAGGCUGACUACGUUCAUAAAAUUGGCAUUUGUGGUACAAGAAUUGCUCGAAGAAAAAAGAAGAAAAUGUAUCAAUCCAAGUGGAACGUCGAGUUCGAUAAAGCCGAGUUACUGUUGUACGAGGAAGUCACUAGAAUGCCUCCUUUUAAAAGACGCACUUUAGCUCUUGUUGGGCCAUCUGGUGUUGGACGUCGUACGUUAAAAGGUCGUUUAAUUAAUAGCGAUCCGAACAGGUUCGCUGGAGUUAUCCCAAUUACAUCGCGUCCCCCUCGCGAAUUGGAAGAAAAUGGUAAAAAUUAUUGGUUCAUUGAUCGCGACGAAAUGGAAAACAAGAUCAGGCAGCAUAAAUUCUUGGAAUACGGAGAACACAACGGUAAUAUAUACGGUACCAGUUUAGAUUCUAUCAGAAACGUUAUCAAUGAAGGAAAAAUGUGUGUUUUGGAUUGUAGUCCUCCUGCUCUAAAAAUACUUCAUAAUUCGGCCGAAUUUAUGCCAUAUGUUAUUUUUAUCGCUUCUCCUGGAAUGGAUGAGCUGAAAAAUUUGUACGAUUAUGGACGUUACAACGGUUAUUCGACCAGAACCUUGACGUUUGAUAGACAGAGUUCAAUCAGAUAUAGUUCUCGUCGUGCUCGUACUUUGGAAUCGUUGGCUUCUUUGUAUCAGGAAGAGGAUCUGAAAAAAACUUUAGAAGAAAGUAGCUGUUUGCAAAGGACUUACGAAAAGUAUAUCGAUAUGGUUAUCGUGAACGAAGACUUCGACGAAACAUUCCGCAAAGUGAACGAAGUAGUUAAUGGCUUGGCAAAUCAGCAUCAAUGGGUACCAGUGAACUGGGUGUUUUAAUUGAUGCGGUGUUAAUGCACUGCAGCUAAUUGCACUAUCGACUGAAUAUUAAGUAGGAUAUUCUCUACAUGUAGCAGUAUUUGUGAUAAUUAUAUAAUCACCUUUCGAUUGUGGUUAUUUGUUAUCUCGGGAGUUUUUUUUCCAAAUAAUUCCCCCCCUCUCAUUUUUAUACUAGAUAUGUACUCGAAGUAUUUAGCUUACAACUGCCUGUCGAAUCUUGUUUAUUAAUAUCUGCUAUCGAAUAUUAAUUUAUUUUUUUUUAGUAAAAUAUGUAUUGCGAGAAAUCUCAGUGACCGUUAUCGAUGCGGUAUUAUUAAAAAUUUGAAUACGAUUCGAGGAAAAAUUUGUAUAAAAAAGUAUUAGGUAAUUUAUUCUGCAAAUCUUUCUAUCACCAAUUCUGCCCCGUUUUUUUUAAAAAUCUGUGAUAAUGUUUGCCAUUUUGUUUUCCAAUGUUGAAUUUUUCAAAAAUUCAAGCUUUCAAUUUUUCAGCAUUAUACAAGAAACGCUUACUCACAUUUUAAACUAAUUUAUUACUGCACUUUUUGAAUUGUUAUGUUGGAAAUAAUGAUCUUUCGUGUUUCAAAAAAAAAAUUGAGAAUUUAAAUUUUUUACUGUUAUGAACGUGUAUUACCUUCGUAUUAUAUUUAUAGUGGAGAAUUGUUAUUCUUUAUAUUGUUAUCUUGUGUAUGACUUUUAUUUUCAUUAUUCCGUCCAUAUUAAUUAAGAUCUAUGAAAAUUUAAUGAGCACGUUUCACCUAUUUAUUGAAAUCUCAUUUUUAUAUUUGUACUUUUUUUUUUAGUUGUAUUAAAUGCAAUUUAUUCGUAAA
This is a messenger RNA of Planococcus citri (citrus mealybug), 2451 nucleotides long. Its product is annotated as protein PALS2-like. Gene Ontology annotation, molecular function: protein binding. The record is from RefSeq and is a predicted model, not a curated record. NCBI's taxonomy places the organism in Eukaryota, Metazoa, Arthropoda, Insecta, Hemiptera, Pseudococcidae. The transcript has 10 exons. Gene Ontology annotation, cellular component: cell-cell junction; plasma membrane. The coding region runs from base 281 to 1624 and encodes 447 amino acids.